Molecule: messenger RNA, 711 nt
Organism: Propithecus coquereli (Coquerel's sifaka)
Lineage: Eukaryota; Metazoa; Chordata; Mammalia; Primates; Indriidae
Gene: SPEF1
Product: sperm flagellar 1
Exons: 7
Coding region: 1-711 (236 amino acids)
Biological process (GO): regulation of cytoskeleton organization
Cellular component (GO): axoneme
Molecular function (GO): microtubule binding
Source: RefSeq, a predicted model, not a curated record
AUGGCGAGCAGCGUGGACGAGGAGGCGCUGCACCAGCUCUACCUGUGGGUAGACAACAUCCCUCUGUCCCGGCCCAAGCGAAACCUCUCCCGGGACUUCAGUGACGGAGUCCUGGUUGCAGAGGUCAUCAAGUUUUACUUCCCCAAGAUGGUGGAGAUGCACAAUUAUGUCCCUGCCAACUCUCUCCAGCAGAAGCUCAGCAACUGGAGUCACCUGAACAGGAAGGUACUGAACAAGCUGAACUUCUCGGUACCGGACGACGUGAUGCGCAAGAUCGCGCAGUGCGCCCCCGGCGUGGUGGAGCUGGUGCUCAUCCCACUGAGGCAGCGCCUGGAGGAACGGCAGAGGCGCCGGAAGCAGGGCUCGGGCUCCUUACAGGAGCUGGCUCCCCAGGAUGGCAGAGGCUACAUGGAUGUGGGUUUAUCCCAGAAGGCCCGAGGUGAAGGUGCCCCGGACCCCCAGGGAGGGGGGCAGCUCAGGGAGGCUCGGCCACCUGCACCCCGGCCUCCUGAGUAUAGCCAGGCGCUGCAGGGCGACCCAAGCUUCGUCCUCCAGAUCGCUGAAAAGGAACAGGAGCUAUUGGCCUCGCAGGAGACAGUGCAGGUCCUGCAGAUGAAGGUCAGACGCCUGGAGCACCUGCUCCAGCUUAAGAACGUGCGCAUCGACGACCUCUCGAGGCGGCUCCAGCAAGCGGAGCGUAAACAGCGGUGA